UGACCCUUUCGUUCUCGAUACGAUCCGAAGCAUUCCGUGUUCGAGGUCACGUGAUAACGUCGCCUCUGUCGGGGUGGUUUUACUUCCCCUCUUCUUUUAUUUUGAAUUAGUAUUCAUAUUCCUUAGGACCAUUUUAACGGAUUUACUGUGAUUUUAAAGCCGAAACAAUGGCGUACGACGGAUACCCACAGGACGAGUACAUGGAUCCCGAAGACGAAUGGGAUCGCGAGCAACUUCUAGACCCUGCAUGGGAAAAACAACAGAAAAAGACUUUCACAGCAUGGUGCAACUCACACUUGAGGAAAGCUGGUACACAAAUAGAAAACAUAGAAGAGGACUUUCGAAAUGGCUUGAAGCUGAUGCUAUUACUUGAAGUGAUUUCUGGUGAACAAUUGCCGAAACCGGACAGGGGAAAAAUGAGAUUCCAUAAGAUAGCCAAUGUGAACAAAGCCUUGGACUUUAUAGCUACCAAAGGAGUUAAACUGGUUUCAAUUGGUGCAGAAGAAAUUGUUGACGGCAAUGUAAAAAUGACACUAGGUAUGAUCUGGACCAUUAUCCUGCGAUUUGCCAUCCAAGACAUUACAGUAGAAGAAUUGACGGCAAAAGAAGGCUUACUUCUGUGGUGCCAGAGAAAAACAGCGCCAUACAAGAAUGUUAACGUUCAGAACUUUCAUCUCAGCUGGAAAGAUGGCUUGGCCUUCUGCGCCCUUAUACAUCGACAUAGACCAGAACUUCUUGACAUCUACAAACUUUCGAGGGAUAAUCCAAUUGAGAACUUGAACACAGCCUUCGAUGUGGCCGAGAAACAUUUGGACAUCCCACGCAUGUUGGAUGCAGAAGACAUGGUGAACUCUGCCAAGCCAGAUGAGAGGUCAGUGAUGACCUAUGUCUCCGCAUACUACCAUGCCUUUUCUGGGGCUCAGCAGGCAGAGACUGCGGCCAACAGGAUCUGCAAGGUGUUGAAGGUCAACCAGGAAAAUGAACGACUCAUGGAGGAAUACGAGAGACUCGCCAGUGACUUGUUGGCCUGGAUCAGAAAGACAACACCAUGGCUUGAAAACCGCACGACAGACAACACCCUGCCAGGAACACAACGCAAAUUGGACGAGUUCCGUGACUACCGCCGCAAACACAAGCCACCCAAGCUAGAGGACAAAGCUAGGCUGGAGAACAGCUUCAACACGCUGCAGACCCGACUCAGGCUUAGCAACAGGCCUGCCUACCUGCCCACUGAGGGGAAAAUGGUCUCCGACAUUGCCAAUGCCUGGAAGGGACUGGAGACUGCUGAGAAAGGCUUUGAAGAAUGGCUGCUGUCAGAGCUGCAGAGGUUGGAGCGUCUGGACCACCUGGCCCAGAAGUUCCGCCACCGCUGUGAGAUCCAUGAGGACUGGGCGGAGGGCAAGGAGGAGAUGCUGCAGAGUCAGGACUUCAAACGAUGCAGGCUCAACGAUGUUAAGGCUAUGAAGAAGAAACACGAGGCCUUUGAGAGUGACCUGGCGGCUCACCAGGACAGAGUGGAGCAGAUUGCUGCAAUCGCACAGGAACUCAACGCGUUGCAGUACCAUGAUAUUCUAGCAGUGAAUACGCGAUGCUCUCGUAUCUGUGACCAAUGGGACAGACUGGGCACCCUCACUUCCUCCAGGAGGGCAGCACUGGAUGAGGCUGAAACCAUUCUUGAAAAGAUUGACUCUCUGCAUUUAGAGUUUGCCAAACGUGCAGCACCCUUCAACAACUGGCUGGACGGAGCCAAGGAAGAUCUGUUGGACAUGUUCAUUGUGCACACAACUGAGGAGAUACAGGAGCUGUUUGAGGCCCAUGAGCAGUUCAAGUCCACGCUGCCCGAGGCUGACAAGGAGUACAACUCCAUCAUGCGCCUCUCCCAGGAGGUGCUCCGUCUUUCAUCCUCCAUCGGCAUCAACAACCCAGAGAACCCGUACACCACCGUAAACCCACAGGACAUCGCAAGCAAGUGGUCAGACGUGCGCCAACUGGUGCCGCAGCGAGACAGCACACUCAGCGGGGAGAUGGCAAAGCAGCAGCGCAAUGAGCGUCUGCGUCGAGAGUUCGCGCAAAAGGCCAACGUUGUGGGCCCGUGGAUAGAGAACCAGCUGGAUGCGGUGGCGUCUAUCACGAUACAGAUGAAGGGUUCGCUGGAGGAUCAGCUCAACAAACUGCACCAGUACGAGAAGUCUGUGCAGCAGUACAAGCCCCACAUGGAUGACCUGGAGACCAUCAACCAGGAGGUACAGGAAGCUAUGAUCUUCGAAAAUAGAUACACUCACUACACAAUGGAGACCCUACGUGUUGGUUGGGAGCAGCUGUUGACGGCCAUUGCUAGGAACAUUAACGAAGUAGAGAAUCAGAUUUUAACCCGAGACUCAAAGGGCAUCAGCGAGGAUCAGAUGAACGAGUUCCGACUGUCGUUCAACCACUUCGACAAGAACCGCUCGCGUCGUCUCGAGCCCAAAGAGUUCAAGGCCUGCCUCGUCAGCCUCGGAUACAAUAUCAGAGACGACAGACAGGGCGAUGCUGACUUCCAGAGGAUCAUGUCCAUCGUAGACCCGAACCACAGCGGCUACGUGACGUUUGAAUGCUUCCUGGACUUCAUGACGCGCGAGACGGCAGACACGGACACAGCGGAGCAGGUCAUGCAGUCCUUCAAGAUUCUUGCUGGAGACAAGCCAUUUAUCACAGCCCAGAUCCUACGUCAGGAGUUGCCCCCUGACCAGGCUGAGUACUGCAUCCAGAGGAUGGCACCCUACACAGGCAGAGAUGCCGUGCCAGGUGCCCUGGACUACAUGAGCUUCUCAACGGCGCUGUAUGGGGAGAGUGACUUGUGAGCGUGUGUGCCAUCCAGGGGUAGACAACGUUAGUUGUCAUGCCAUUUCCCACACCCCAGCCAACUGCCGGCUCCCAUCACCUGUAUGAAUUUCCGUAGAUUGGAGACGCUAUUUGAAACAGCAGCAGAGUGGUUAUGCAAAAGAACUAGUUGAAAUUCUUUUGAGAAGAACUUGUAUACUUGUUCUUAUAUGCAUGUAUGUGCAUUGAUUUUAUUUCUGAUCAUUUAAGUCAAGUUAGGUUUGUUAUUUGAGUAAAUAGGAAUUGAAUGGUAGAUGUUUAGUUUCAUCGGGUUUUAUGAAUGUUUUUGACAUGAAAAUUGCCUUUGCUUUGAUGUAAAAACAAUGUCUUGAAAGAGUAUACAUGAAUCGUGUGUCACUAUCCAUAAAUGUCUAUUCUGCAGAAGUAUAUACAGAUGACUGUUGCCUGGUUUACUAAUGUGUAUGUAGUCAGGUGCUGGUGUAAGUAUCAACUUCUAUACAUGGAUCGGUGUAUUGUCAUUGUAUAUUGACUGUAACCUUCCAAACCAGUUUUAACCUCAUUAUGUUUUAAUGCUGUCAUUUUUUUCUGUGUCUGUUAAAUUUUCAUCAAUCCAGCUAUUUGAUGAACAAUUAUAACCCAGAAUUAUUGGAAUAAUUUUUUGCAGUGACGUAAAAAAUGAGCGAUUUCUGAAAAUUUAAGAAAUAGGAGGACCAGUCAACUGUUUGCCCACAACACUUGACUGGUUUUUCCUGUUUCCUUGUAAAUUAUUACAAGUUCUACUCCAUUGGGUAUACCAUUCGACUGAUGGCCCAUAUUUCUUGACUGGUUCCCCGCUGGUUUUGUCUCAUCUUGUGGCAUUGCGAUUUGGGUCGUGUACAUGUGUACUAGUGACAGAUUUGAAGAGGAAGGCUUUAUGGCUAAGAUCAAGUUUGCCGAUCUCUAUGCUUAUUUUGCUUCAGGUGGAUAUUUUACCAAAAUAGAGCGGUUAAGUCAUGAUUACAUACAUACAUACAUACAUGCAAUACAACUGAAGGAAAAUAUGCAUUGCUUUUAACAAUCAAAUACUUGUUAACUUUUUUUGUAUGGAGAUGGAAAGAUAAAAUAAUUAAAUGUUAUUUUUAUAGCACUAGUUAUACAAUGUAGACACUUGUAUUAUUUACGCUAGUGGUCUUUGAUCAAAUAUAAUGCAUUUGUUUGUUACUAAAGCCUUUUUACUAUUGUUAUAAACUGUAGUACUAUUUUUCUGUAAAUAAUGCCGCAGUAUAGGCCUCUUCUGUAUUUCUUAAUAGCUUGUAAACUGUAAUCAUUUAGUUUGUAAAACACUUAAAGGGUAAGGUAAAGAUACAAGAUUGUGGAGACAGUCUUAAGUCUUCAAGUUCUUGUAGUAUUUUGAUUCGAGGCAGGCCUUUUACUUGUAUUGAAAUGUAUAAAUUUUUGUCUUCUAUAAUUUAUUUCAGUUUGUGUUACUUUAUAAAACUAUAAAUAGUGAGAACUAUUUUAACCAACUUAUAUGCUCGUAUGAUUUUUGGCAUUGUUAUUCUUUAUAUGAAAUCUCAUAUCACUUGCUUGAAUUCGGUAAAUGCUUAUGUUUGAUGACAAAAGUUAUUCAAUUCGGUUAACAUGAUGUACAUUCAUUUGUUUUUCCUGUAUUGUUGUUGGGCUGUUGUUUUAAGGGUGAACUUUAGAGUUUUGUGCAGUUUUUAACAAUCAAAUAUACACAGUUUAUCCUUUCUGCCGAGUGGUUUAUUAGACCUUGUAUGUUUGUGAAAGUUAGUUACAAUAAAACCAAAACGUGUGCACAGAGGUGACAGAUAUCUGCAGUUUAGACGUGGUCAUGAAUUCAGGGUGUUGUGAACAGGGGUUUAAAACAUGCCAUAUUGGCCCCAAUGUGCACUGGUAUAGGGACAUACACACAUAAACAUGCAUGGAACAUCAUUCAUUUAUUGCGGGACUCGGAUUGAUAAAGGUUCACUUCACCCUGUAUUCACGUCUCCACUCGAACAGUUUUCUUGUUUUAAGACUUGAGGAAUAAUUUUAAAAUUAAGAAAAAGGUUUAAAUGUUUCGUUUCCUUAUUCAUAUAUUGGAUAUAAAUCAAAUAGAUUCCAGCUAGUAUGCACUUUGCCUCGCCCUUUCAACAGUGGUGUAUUUGCAAUUUUUCAAUAUCUUCUGUUCCAAUCAAAAGAUUCAUGCUUUUUUGUAUCAUUUUAUAGCAUUGUUAUGGCUGCUGAUAUUGUUGACAUGUGAGAUCCAUUGAAUUGUAUUCUGCUUUCUGCCAAUUGGACUUAGGUUUCCCAUUACUAGUAAAAUAUAAAUCAUGACUUAACCAGUAAUGAAAUUUGGAAUUAAACAAAUAAAAAUGUAUAUAAAUUCA
Dreissena polymorpha is the source of this 5192-nucleotide messenger RNA. Its product is annotated as alpha-actinin-like. The transcript is spliced from 22 exons. Lineage: Eukaryota; Metazoa; Mollusca; Bivalvia; Myida; Dreissenidae. Gene Ontology annotation, cellular component: cell projection; Z disc; cortical actin cytoskeleton. Gene Ontology annotation, biological process: muscle cell development; actin cytoskeleton organization. Gene Ontology annotation, molecular function: actin filament binding; calcium ion binding. The record is from RefSeq and is a predicted model, not a curated record. Bases 168 to 2840 code for a protein of 890 amino acids.